CGGUUUCCAAAAGUUAAGAAACAAUUGAACGCAGCCUAACCUUCUUCGGUGUGAGCAUGCGCUGUGGAUGAAACGCUUACUGAAUACCCGGAAAAACAAAUCAAAAUAAUCGGCAAGUAUCCCAGUGAUGUUAAUUCAUUGACAAUACGUAACUGCAGGUGAAAUCUGCAAAGCGUUUGCAUAAUGAUAGGGUUUGUGAUUUCGUUUAUUUUUGUACUAGUGGCAAUACUAAUACUGCAACAAGACUGGGUCCACAUCGCCAUCAAUACAACUUCAUCGACGGUCCCACCUCCGCGGCUCAUAACUAAAGACGAGUUAUCACUGUACAAUGGAGACGAGAACAGCAGGGGCCUUUACCUGGCUAUUCUAGGACAGGUGUUUGAUGUAGAAAAGGGCAUGAAGCACUAUGGACCUGGCGGUGGUUAUCAUUUCUUUGCAGGUAAAGAUGCAACUCUGGCCUUUGUAACUGGGGACUUCACAGACCCUGGCCUGACUGAUGACGUGUCUGGACUGUCCCCUGCACAGGUUGUGGCCCUGUAUGACUGGCUCGCCUUCUAUCACAAGGAUUACAGGCCUGUGGGCAGACUAGUGGGUCGGUUCUACGGUGAGAGUGGUGAGCCCACUGAGGCCCUGCUGAAGGUGGAGGCAGUUCUGGAGGAAGGCAAGAGGCUGAAAGACCAAGCCAAAGCUGAGAACCAGAAUCUCCCAGCCUGCAACUCAGAGUGGAGCUCCGCCAGGAACGGCCGGGUCUGGUGCUCCACCAAGAGUGGGGGAGUGCAGAGAGACUGGGCCGGUGUACCGAGGAAGCUCUUCUCCCCUGGAUCAGGCCGCUCUCGCUGCGUCUGUGUCCAGAACUCCUCCAGAUUGGAAAAUGUCAACAUCAGGGAGUACGAGGGCUGCCCUCCUUAUGCAGAGUCGUGUCCGGUCACAGAGUAGAAGGCUUAGGGUUCAGAUGAGUAAAAAGGCCGGUCUUCAAAGGCUGGGCCCCUCACACAAGCACUGAACUCAAUAUACUUUUAAAGUCAAGGACUUUCCUGGGGCCGUGGAAUGGUCACUGUUUUGUUGUGAGCUCAUUUGUGAUUGUUGGCUGGUGAAUGUGUUCUCCAAGAUACGUUUCUGGCAAGAAGUUCCUGGUUGAGGCAGCAGUGUGUGAUGAAGAAGUGAUUGCCAGGAAAUGUUCAUGGGAGGAUGUGUCUCUAUCUUCCACCCAGCUGAGUGUGCUGGUGGUUGCUACCAUGAGGCAAGACCAUAAACAUGAAUUGGAAUUCACAGA
Messenger RNA from Esox lucius (northern pike), 1273 nucleotides. Its product is annotated as neuferricin. The record is from RefSeq and is a predicted model, not a curated record. Bases 184 to 936 code for a protein of 250 amino acids. Gene Ontology annotation, cellular component: membrane; endomembrane system. NCBI's taxonomy places the organism in Eukaryota, Metazoa, Chordata, Actinopteri, Esociformes, Esocidae. The transcript is spliced from 4 exons.